AUGAUGAACAGAUCCCCCAGAGUCGCUACCCGCUGUCUGCGACAGCAACGCCUCCGCCAAUCAGCCGGUCGCUACCGUAACGCUCGAUUCCAAUCCUCGUCCUCGUCCUCGUCCUCUUCCUCCGGCUCCACUGGCACCGGCAGCAGCAACCCCGCCCUGGUCGGCGGUCUCAGCGGCGGUCUCGUCGCCAUUGUCACCGGUUACACAUGGUACCACUUCUCGGGAGCCCGCAAAGCCGUCAAGACUAUGAAACAGACCCAGGUCUAUGCGGAUCAAGUAAAGCAAGGUAUCAUCAACAACGCUCCAGAGCCGGACAAGGCGCUGAACUGGCUGCGCGAUACGCUGAAGAGCUAUGCGGUGUUUCUCCCUGGCGUGAGCCAGCACAUUGAUACUGCGUUCGAUGAUCUGGAGAAGGUGAAGCAACGGCAUGGGCCUGAGGUGGAUAGCAUUGUUCGGGAUGCGUAUAAGGAGCUGAAGUCGCUGGGAAGCAAGGGUGGUUCGAAUGCCGAUACUGCCAUCCAGGCAUUGCAGGUGCUGCAGAAGAGUCUGACACGGUUGAUGGAGUUGUCUGGUGAUGCUGCCGGAGAUAUUCUUGAUAACCAUCCAUGGUUGCAGGAGAAGGUUGGUGGUGGGUGGAAGCAGUUGAAGGAGAUGGGAGAGGCGUAUGGGCCGCAGGCAAAGGAGGAGGUGGAUAAGACGAGGGAGCAACUUGCCGGAGUGGCCAAGAAGGGAUUCAGUCUUGCGUCGGUGGAGGAGGUAAGGAAGCUUAUUCAGGAGAAGUCGGAGAAGUUGCAGAAUCUUGGGGAUGAGAUGUGGCAGAAGGGAUUGGAGGAGAGUAAGCAGUACUUGGAUAAGAAUCCGAAGGUCAAGGAGUUGGUGGAGAAUAAUGCGGAUGCGUUGAAGAAGGGCAAUGUUAGUGAGUUGUGGGGUAUGGUGAAGGAGGCUGCGUCGUCAGGCAAGACGGAGCAGGUGGAGAAGUAUGUCAAGGAGAAGGUCGAUCAGGCACAGCAAAGUGGGUCUUUUGAUUUGAGCAAGUGGGCGGAUAUGGUUCCUGGAGGAUCGAAUGUUCUGGGCCAGUUGCAGUCGCUUCGCACGCUGCAGGAGAAGAAGGGCAAGGAGGCUGAGAAUGUCCUCAAGGAGACGAUGGAUGAAAUCCAGCAAGUUUUGAAGAAGAGAAAGGAACAGAUGGAGAAGCUCGCCAGUGAGGCGAAGAAGGAUAACUAG
This is a messenger RNA of Aspergillus tubingensis, 1224 nucleotides long. RefSeq lists its product as uncharacterized. The record is from RefSeq and is a predicted model, not a curated record. The coding region runs from base 1 to 1224 and encodes 407 amino acids. Lineage: Eukaryota; Fungi; Ascomycota; Eurotiomycetes; Eurotiales; Aspergillaceae. The transcript has a single exon.